Suillus discolor is the source of this 615-nucleotide messenger RNA. RefSeq lists its product as uncharacterized. The record is from RefSeq and is a predicted model, not a curated record. Bases 1 to 615 code for a protein of 204 amino acids. The transcript has 2 exons. NCBI's taxonomy places the organism in Eukaryota, Fungi, Basidiomycota, Agaricomycetes, Boletales, Suillaceae.
AUGGCUCUGCUGGACCAACAGUUCAUGGAUACCGCUUCUACUGGACUACGUUGCCACAACUACUGCGUGUCCAAGGUCGUUCCGGAGAAUGUCCAGAUUUUGUUCGUGCAGGUAGAGCAUUGCUCGUCCCAAGUGUUUGAAAGCUUUCUUAAGUCUCCACUCGGGCGGAAGUUCAGCAGGGUGUUUGUAGACGAAUUCCACGACAUCAUGAACUGUCAUCCAGGCCGUGUUGUUCCAUGGAAAAAUCUCGCGCAGCAUUUUGGAAAGACGCUCAUCAGGAUCGUUCUUAUGACAGGGACGGGACCACCGCACCGUGUCGCAAAUUUCAUCAAACCAUUCGGCCUGCAUCCUGGCCUCGUCACCGAAGUACGAUCAGAUACAAACCGUCCAGAGAUCGGGAUGCAUGUCAUACGUAUUCAGCCUAUCGCAGCCAUGCAGUCUCUGGGACACCUCGUCUCCGCUUUAUGCAAACGACUUACUGAGGAGGAACAUAUUCUGGUGUUCUGUGGCUCCCAGGGCGACACACAAGCAUUCACAGUGAAGGCCAAAUGUGCCAUUUAUCAUAGCGAUCUCUGGGAGGCUAAAAAUAACAGAGCAUCUAACCUUCCUUGCUAG